Molecule: messenger RNA, 3498 nt
Organism: Pyrgilauda ruficollis (rufous-necked snowfinch)
Lineage: Eukaryota; Metazoa; Chordata; Aves; Passeriformes; Passeridae
Gene: MEGF11
Product: multiple EGF like domains 11
Exons: 24
Coding region: 250-3327 (1025 amino acids)
Molecular function (GO): protein binding; scavenger receptor activity
Source: RefSeq, a predicted model, not a curated record
CAUGUGCUGUUCCAGUGGAUUCUAAGAGGGCUUAUUCUGACUUUCCUGCUCAAAACCACUCUGUCCCUAAAUCCAGAUGAUCCAAAUGUUUGUAGUCACUGGGAAAGCUACGCCGUGACCGUGCAGGAAUCCUACGCUCACCCCUUUGACCAGAUCUACUACACACGAUGCACAGACAUCCUCAACUGGUUCAAGUGCACCAGGCACAGGAUCAGCUACAAGACCGCCUAUCGCAGGGGGCUGCGCACGAUGUACCGCCGGCGCUCCCAGUGCUGCCCCGGCUACUACGAGAGUGGGGACUACUGCAUACCACUGUGCACAGAGGAGUGUGUGCAUGGAAGAUGUGUCUCUCCUGACACGUGUCACUGUGAACCAGGCUGGGGAGGGACUGAUUGCUCAAGUGGCUGUGACAGCGAGCACUGGGGGCCCCACUGCAGCAACCGCUGCCAGUGCCAGAACGAAGCGCUCUGCAACCCCAUCACGGGCGCCUGCGUGUGCGCCGACGGCUUCCGCGGCUGGCGCUGCGAGGAGCUCUGCGAGCCGGGCACCUACGGCAAGGGCUGCCACUUCCAGUGCCAGUGCCACCACGGGGCCACCUGCGACCACCAGACCGGCGAGUGCCACUGCGCGCCCGGGUACACCGGCGUGUUCUGCGAGGAGCUGUGUCCCCCCGGCAGCCACGGAGCGCAGUGUGAGCUGCGCUGCCCCUGCCAGAACGGGGGAGUUUGUCACCACAUCACUGGGGAGUGCUCCUGUCCUGCUGGAUGGAUGGGGCUGGUGUGUGCACAGCCUUGUCCUCCUGGAACCUUUGGAAUUAACUGCAGCCAGGACUGUCCAUGCCACAACGGAGGGCACUGUGACCCUGUGACAGGAAAAUGCCUGUGUACAGCUGGCUAUAUAGGAGACAGGUGCCAGGAGGAGUGUCCCAUCGGCACCUACGGCUUCCAGUGCGCGCAGACCUGCGCCUGCCAGAACGGGGCCAAGUGCUACCACGUCAACGGCGCCUGCAUCUGUGACCCUGGCUUCAAAGGCAUCCACUGCCAGGAAAGAAUGUGUCCUGAAGGGUUCUAUGGCCUCAAGUGCAACAAGAAAUGCCCCUGCAAUAUUACCAACACCCUCAGUUGCCAUCCUCUGUCUGGGGAGUGCAGCUGCAAGGCUGGCUGGGCUGGGCUCUACUGCAACGAGACGUGUCCCGUGGGCUACUACGGCGAGGGCUGCCAGGUGCCCUGUCCCUGCCACAACGGGGCCGACUGUGACAGCAUCACUGGCAGCUGCAUCUGCGCCCCAGGCUUCAUGGGAGAUGACUGCACCAUUCCCUGCAUGGCAGGGACCUACGGAACCAAUUGCUCGUCGGUCUGUAACUGCAAGAACAAUGGCACUUGUUCCCCUGUGGAUGGGCUGUGCUACUGCAAAGAAGGGUGGCAAGGAGUGGAUUGCUCUAUUCCCUGUUCAAGUGGAAGCUGGGGUCUGAACUGUAACCAGACGUGUUCCUGCAGCAAUGGAGCGUCCUGCAGGCCAGCUGAUGGCUUCUGCCUCUGCUCCCCAGGAUGGCAGGGGGAGUUCUGUGACCAGCCUUGUCCUGAUGGAACAUAUGGCCUUAAUUGCAGCGAGCGUUGUGACUGCAACCACGCGGACGGGUGUGACCCUGUCACUGGGUACUGCUGCUGCCUGGCAGGCUGGACAGGCAUCCACUGUGACAACAUCUGCACCCAGGGCCGCUGGGGACCCAACUGCUCCAUCUCCUGCAGCUGUGAGAACGGGGGAUCCUGCUCCCCUGAGGAUGGAACCUGUGACUGUGCACCGGGAUACAGAGGGCCCUUGUGCCAGAGAAUUUGCCCGCCCGGGUUUUACGGCCACCACUGCAGCCAGCCGUGUCCCCAGUGCGUGCACAGCAAUGGUCCCUGUCACCACGUGUCCGGCCACUGCGACUGCCUGCCCGGCUUCUCCGGCCCCCUCUGCAACCAAGUGUGUCCCAGUGGGAAAUUCGGGAAGGACUGUGCCGAGGUGUGUCAGUGCACCGAGAACGGGACCUGCAACCCCAUCGACGGAUCCUGCCAGUGCUUCCCGGGCUGGAUAGGGAUGGACUGCUCCCAGACUUGUCCCGCUGGGUUUUGGGGCCCUGAUUGCUUUCAUUCAUGCAACUGCCACAACGGAGCACUGUGCAGCCCCUACGAUGGAGAAUGUAGAUGUACCCAUGGCUGGACGGGGCUCUACUGCACUCAGCGUUGCCCAGCUGCUUUUUAUGGGAAGAACUGUGCCAAUGUGUGCCAGUGCCAGAACGGAGCCGACUGUGACCACAUCACCGGGCAGUGCACGUGCAGGACGGGGUUCACAGGCAAACAGUGUGAGCAGAAAUGCUCUCCAGGAACAUUUGGUUAUGGUUGCAAACAAUUGUGUGAGUGCAUGAACAAUGCAACGUGUGACCACGUCACAGGCACUUGCUACUGCAGUCCAGGCUUCAAAGGAAUCCGAUGUGACCAAGCGGCUCUUAUGAUGGAAGAAUUAAACCCCUAUACUAAAAUUAGCCCUGCUCUUGGAUCAGAGAGGCACUCAGUGGGAGCAAUCAUUGGAAUUAUUAUUCUCCUUCUAAUUAUUAUGGUCUUGCUGGCACUCUUUGUGUGGUAUCGACGGAAACAGAAGGAGAAGGGCCAUGACAUGCCAAGUGUAUCUUACACUCCAGCCAUGAGGAUGACUAAUACAGAUUACUCACUUUCUGAUAUAUCCCAGGGUAGCAGCAGUGUUCAUUGUUUUUCCAAUCCAAGCUACCACACUCUCUCAUGUGGGGUGACUUCACGCUUCUUUCCCAGUAAUCUGGAUGGAAACAGCUCUUGUAAGCUCAGUAACAAAAUCCUUGACAGAGAAACUGCAGACUGGAGACCCUACAGCUAUCUGAAUGAACUAGGUGCUUGUGGGAUGGAUAGACGUCAGAACACAUACAUAAUGGAAAAAAGCUUCAAAGAUUAUAUGAAAGAAUCUGUGUGCAGCUCCAGCACUUGUUCCCUGAACAGCAGUGAAAACCCAUACGCCACCAUCAAAGACCCCCCCAUUUUAACCUGCAAACACUCCGAGAGCAGCUACGUGGAAAUGAAAUCACCUGGUCACAGGGAGUCCCCGUAUUCCGAAAUGCCAACUUCAUCAACAGCCAAUAAAAACAUCUACGAAGUUGAGCCCACUGUCAGCAUAGUCCAAGACACCCGCAGUCGGAGUGCCAGCUACCUUCAGAACCCGUAUGACCUGCCUAGGAACAGUCACAUUCCUGGUCACUACGACCUGCUCCCCGUCCGGCACAGCCCCACGCACGGGCCUUCUUGGGACAAGCAGUCCUAGAGGGAUGGACUUCACUGGCACUGUGCUGCCAACACAGACUGGGAGGAAGCAGAGGAGAAGCCAUUCCUUCCUUUCCUGCGGACUGGCAAGGACUUAACACGACAUCAGCUUGGGCCAACUGCUGCUGCAUGAUGUUAUUUAUAAAGACAUUUUUGUAUGGGUACCUGGAAC